Choloepus didactylus (southern two-toed sloth) is the source of this 5717-nucleotide messenger RNA. Its product is annotated as KIAA1614 ortholog. Bases 1108 to 4662 code for a protein of 1184 amino acids. The record is from RefSeq and is a predicted model, not a curated record. Gene Ontology annotation, biological process: establishment or maintenance of cell polarity; centrosome cycle; regulation of cellular localization. Lineage: Eukaryota; Metazoa; Chordata; Mammalia; Pilosa; Megalonychidae. Gene Ontology annotation, cellular component: nucleus; cell cortex; apical plasma membrane. Gene Ontology annotation, molecular function: protein kinase C binding. The transcript has 11 exons.
CAAGCCUUGGGUGUAGAGUUUCAAGUCGCCCCGCGAGGUUCGGGAAGAACAUGGUGUUUCCUUAACUUUUGCUCCAGUUGAGCCGCGUCCCGCCGCUCGGCUCUGCCCAGAGCCUCCCCUUCCCGCGCUCGCGGAGGGGCUGGGGCUCCCCGGGCGCUCCGAGCCGGCGCCUUCGCUCUCGGGUGCGCUGUCGUGCCGGGAAAGGGGUCCUGUCGGGCGCCCGGGAAGGCAGCCCUGAGCCUCCUCGGCGCCCGCGGCUCGCCCGGGGUCCUCGGAGCGCAACGCGUCUCCCGGGCCGAGCGGCUCCGUCGUUCCUAAACGCGAGGCCGGUUCCUAGGUUUUCUCCCGCCCCUUUGACGUGCGUGAGGAACUCACUCCCUCGCCGGCGCCGCCGGGAGAAGCAGCUGCACUUGGCUCGGGGGGUCUGGGCCGGGGCGGACCGGGGGCCGGUGGGCCGCGGCGAGCGCAGAGGGGCCACCAAGGCUGGGGGUAGGGCGGGGGAGGCAGAAGUCCCGGCUUUUCCAGCCCCUUCCGCUCUCCCCCUUCCUUUCUGCGCUGUCCCGCUCCCUCUCUUCCCUUCCCGGCCCCGAAACCCGCCAGGCUUGGCCUUUCUUCCCUUGAUGGCAAAGCCAUGAACUAGCAGCCGAUGCCACUUCCUUUUCUGCCAGCGCCCGCCCCCGCCCGCCCCCGCUUCUCCUCCGCAGCCCGGACGGGAGGACGCGGCCCGCGGGGCGACCGGUCGGGCCGGACCCAGCCCGGGCCCGGGGGCUGCCCGGGGAGGCGGGAACUGAGCCCCGGACCCCGGGCCCGGCGCGCCCCGAGGGCCGAGGCCUGCGUGCUGCACUCCCGGAGACCCCGGCCCGAGCCCUCCCGCCCGGGAUUCGGGCCUGCGAGUCUCCGCGUACCCCGAAGCGGGCCUGGGAGGGAGACAGGGCUGGAAGAGGGUCUCGCCUCCCCGAGGCAUGGAGGGGAUGGAGGCGGAGGAGACGGCGCCGGAGGCCACCACAUCUGCCCGCGGCGGCCCUCAGAUUGGGCCUUAGAAGAGAGGAAUAGGUGGCUGGACUGCAGAAAGAAACUUGGCAAAUUCUAGAUUAACUGGCGGAGUAAAUGAUCUCGGGAAUGAAAGGGCCCAAGAUAGUGAGCAGAACAGCCAUCGCCAUGGAGGUGACCUCAGCUGUGGAGAAAAGUGGCCCCAAGCAGCAGCUGGAUAAGGGCCACCUUCCGAGGCCCUGGUCCUGCCCUCAGGAGGACAGAGCACCCCACCGGACAGCCCCCCACCCUCCCACAGCAUGGAGGGUACAGCUCCAAGGCCCUUCUGUGCUAGAGUCCAAGGUCAGGGCCUUAAAGGAGAAGAUAGCAGGCAAACAGGGGGGGAGUCCAGGCCCCACCUCCCAAGGGCAGCCAUCCUCCAAGAAACCCAACAGCUGCCGAAUGAAGGCUAGUGGAACCAGGACCCCGGCUGAGGGGUCUUCUGGGCCUAAUGCUGUGGUAGGUGCCCAGAGCCUGACUGACAGCACUGUCAACCAGGAGGAAGCCGUCAGGAACGACUGCCCCAGGCCUUCCAGGUUACCUGCCCCUGCAUUCAAGUCCUGGAGCGGGAGGAGCCUGUGGCCUUCAGAAGCAACAUGGAUGCUGCCUGACCAUGAGCGAGGGCUGCUGCCAGGGCCCAGCUCUUUGCAAGAAAGCCCCAUCCACAGAGUGAAUCCGAGCUGGCCUGGGGGCCCUGGUCCUUGUCACCAAAUCACCCACACACCCAGUCCGAAGACAGGAAGGUCAUGCCACCUGCGAGAUGGCCCAGCCACAGGGGGCAACCCAGACAAUGUGUCUGUGGUCUCUCAGGAGGACUUUGUUCCUAGGAUGGCCCUGUUGGGGGGACUCUGGAGAGCUGGAGACCUGUGGGCUCUGGGUGCUGGGGACAGCCCCUUGUCCCUGUCCGACCAAGUGGAGAGGAACCGCCUUCUCCUGCAGGAGAUGCUGAGUGUUUCGGGGCAGGGCCCCCCCAAGGCAGGGGUCCUGACCUGGACUCCAUCCUGGGACCAAGCUGUACCAGAACGACCAGCGGGGGACGUGGACUGGGACUCGGGCAUCUCCCUGCAGGACUCAGACCAGAACAGGACCUUUGGUCCCAAGCCGGAGCCCGUGCCAAGCCCCAGGCAUGAGGAAGCCAAGCAUCUGCUGCAGCAUGCCCACGUGAAGGCCAGGACCCGGCCCCUCCGUGCCAGCCAUGACAUUGUGCCCACCAUAGCCCAGGGAAGCCGAGAUGGCCGGAGGAGCCCCACCGUGGACCCGAGGAUGGCCCUUGCCUGCAGAGACAGCCCCCAGAACGGGAACAUGAGUGACUCCUCCAGCGGAGAGUCCAGCAGUGGGCAGUGUCCGAAGCGCAGUGCCUCCCCUUCCCACGUCCGCUUCGAGGAUGAGUCUGCCUGCGAUGCCGAGUUCCGCUACCUGGAGCGGCUACAGCAGCGCCAGCGCCAGGUGCUGAGCUUGGCGCUGCCGACCGGGGACCAGGGCCCCCUGCGCUCUAAGCCAGACCUCGCCGACUACAUCAGCGGGGGCGUCCGGCGCAGGGAUGCUGGGGAAGGGGCCCUCCACAGGCUCGUGGGCAGGCUGGACUGGAGGGGCCUCCCGGCCUCACCACCCACGCCCGCUGGCAGCAGCGAGAAGUGCCGAGCCUGCAGCAGGUGUACAGAAGGCUGCCGGCCUGCGGAGGGGAAGGUGCCCCCAGACCCGACGGGUCUCCAGGAGCUGGAAGCCGCCUGCGGGGUGGAGGGGGUGCUGGCGGAGCCCUGUAGCUCCGGGGGCCUGAGCUCUCCCCUCAGUCUCCUCCCUCCCGAGCAAAGACCCCGCCAAGCAGAAUGGGUCAGGGAAACAUACACCGGAGAUAGCGUGCGCCUGGAGGAGGCGGACUCAGCCCUCGACAGCACUGACACCUCGGAUAGCUGCAGAACCGACAGUGAGGAGGCUGGGGCCUCGCAGCCCAGCAGGGCACGGGGCCGACCCCGCAGCGGCAGCCCCUGGCUCCAGGGCUCCAGGUCUCGAGGAGGCCACAGGGGAUCCAGGAAGACCCAAACAGAGCUGCCCCGGGGCCCUCAGACUGGGCAUCCCCUGUCUGGGGUCAACCACCUGGAGGUGGGAGAGGAGGCAAAAGAAGACAGAGGACACACAAGGGAGGGGGCUUUUUUCCCAAGAGAAGAUGCUGUUCCUAAGCCUCCUGCCCUGGAACCUAAGAGGGCUUCCCUGGGCUCCCAGCAGCAGCCUGGACCUGGGCUGGGAAAUCACUGGGCACACCCAGCAGAUCCCUGGGCUCCGUGCAGGACAGCCUGUGCCUGGACCCCUUUCAUGAAGCUCAGACCAUCGGGGCCAGGCAGGCAAGGGCAGGCUAUAGGAAGCCCUGAUUCUCCGGAAAUUGCAUCCACUUCCUCCCUGCAGCACAGCCACGCAGAAUCCUCUGCCCCCCAUCAAGCCCAGCUGCCAACUGCUUCACCGUCCCCUGCAGGCUGGGUGCCAACCCCUCCCUCUACAAGGAAAACCACCUCCCCUGUGCCUCGUAGGAAGGCAGCCCUGGCUCGGCCCUGCAGGGCAGGUGACCAGGGAGGCCCUGUGGACACUCCCCUGCCUCCUCCUACAAGUGAGGUUCCCAGGACCUGUGAGCUCACUUCCACACAGACCUCAGCCUGCAACCCCCAAAUGAGGCACCGGCUGCUGUCCCUGUCCUCCAACAACUGCAACAACAUCUCACCUCAGGGGCCACAGGACCCCUGGAGAGGAGCCACCCCUGAGGGCAGAGCGGAGAGGGGCCCCGGCAGCCAGGAGCCAGAGCCAUCCCAGGAGAAGAGCAGGGACGGAAGACUCCAGGGCUCUCCCUGCUCAGCAGCUGUUGGCACCAUCAGCAACACGGGCAUCACCCUCUCCCUGGCCCCAGAGGAGCCAGAGUCCAGCCAGGAACCAGAAGGAGGCCUGCAGAGGACAGAGCUGAGUUCUGGAGGGUGCACACCGUCCCGAGCCUCACCAGGGGUCAGCGCAGGACCCAGCCCACCCUCAGCCGCCCCUUCGGAAAAGAACAGGAAAAGCAGCAGCAGCAGCACCUCCACCCUGAGGCUGAAAAGGUUCUUCUCUGCCCUGGGCCAAGGUACCCGGCCCAAGUUGGGCAAGUCCCACAGCUACAGUGUGGAGCAGCUGCAGCCCCCUGCGUCCGGCACGGCAUCAAACACCAGCAGCCCCAAAGUGAAGAGAUCCCCAUCGCUACAAUUCCUGCAUCUGGUGUCACCCUCGAACCGACAUCGGAAAGCUGCCUCCUUUCAGAACCUUCAUUCUCUGCUGAGCAGCAGGGCGGACCGCUCCAGCCUCUACCUGGUAGGGGAGCCCGGGGACCACCGUGCAGCUGGCAGGCCCGCCAAAGCCCCGCCCCGGCGUGCCCUCAGCGUGGAGGACGUGGGGGCCCCCAGCCUGGCUCGCACAGUGGGCCGCGUGGUGGAGGUGUUCCCGGAUGGCACCAGCCAGCUGCAGCUGCAGCGCUCCCCAGACAGCACCUUUGGCUUCUGUGUGGCAUCCGGGAACGGCCCGCAGGGACCUCAGGCUUCUACGUGCAGGAGAUGGCUGACGCAGGCACAGCCAAGCUGUAUUCUGGGCUGCUGGGGGUGGGAGACGAGAUCCUCGAGGUGAACGGGGCCAAAGUUGCAGGGCUGGGCUUGGCUCGCCUUAAGGAGCUCCUGGCCCACGCGCAGAGCUUGUCAGUGCGUGUGCUGAGGCAGAGGCCUGUGCCACGGUGACCCAGAGGGGCUCUUGCCCUCGCUGUCAGUGACUCGGAAGCUCUGAACCACCCCAGGGGAGCGGGCUGGGAAGGUGCUGCAGAGAGCUGCAUUGUCGACCGAAAACACAGCUCUUUGGGCCUUGGCCGGGCUUCUGUAAUCGACUAUCUAGGGAGAGGCGAGCAGCCUGUUUGUAUAUUUUAUUUAAGGCCACUAAUUUAUGCCGAACUGGGGGAAAGAACAUAUGGGUCUCUUUCCGUGUCCAAGGUGGUGUCCAUGUCUUUCUUGAGGGUGGAGCGAGUCCUCCGGUUAUCCCUGAGGGUCAGCCUCCCUGCUCUAUCAAAAGCUCCCCGCUGCCUCCGGCCUUCCAGAACAAAAGUGCUUGGCCUUGCUGGCCUCGAUCCUUCUCUUUUUCCAUCUCCAUCCUCCCCUCUCCCAUUCACCAUCUUCCCUCUUUAUCCAGAAGUGGGCAGAGUGUUCUGGAGUAAGGGCCUUACAGCCAUGGACCCUGCAUCCCAAACCCCACAUUGGAACAUGUGGCCUGACAGGAUCUCUCUGCCACAUCUGGGUGAUGUUAUUCGGUAGCCAGAAUAUGAAAAAUUUCUGGGAAAUCUUGAUGAUAUAUAAGGUUACAGGGGAAAAAAUGAAUCUGAGACCAAUUUCGGGGAAGUGGAGCAGUGGUUGCCACGAUCCAGUCCUCCUGCCCCCUCCCCAGGUGGAAGCUGGCCUGGGAGGGCCUCUGGCUGAGCUCACUGAUCAAGGUUCGGGACAAGGCUGCAGCUGGUGCCAAGCUGUCCCCCAGCCACAUGCUGUCUGCCCAGACUCCCUGGCAGGCCAUGGUGACACCACAGAGAGCAGCGGGUGUGGGGUCCCAACUCUGGCCCUCAAUACUGCCCAGACGGUUGGGACACUGGGAGUGGAUGGCCGUGUGUCAGGCAUAAAUUAUUAAAAAAGCAAGGCUGAAGCUUC